AUGCCCAAAUCGUCUUCGGUUGCGCUUCCAACACCACUGCCGCUGCCAGUCACCACCUCAUCGUCAGCUCCAACAACUCCGGAUGCUGCAAAAACGCUGUCGGCUUCUUCUCCAACGAUGAAGAUGCGGCUGAGCCACAUGCUGCACAAUGCCACACAUCACAAUAAAAGUAAAGGUAACGGCGCUGAAUUAACUUGGUGCUUUUCUCAAGUGAAAGGUUCUAUAGAGGAAGAUGUAGCAGAAGCGGACAUAAUUUCCUGUGUGGAAUUCAACAGUGAUGGUGAGCUGUUAGCUACAGGUGACAAAGGUGGCAGAGUUGUCAUCUUUCAGAGAGACAAAGCCAGCAAGAAUGCUGUGCCAAGUCGAGGAGAGUACAAUGUUUACAGCACUUUCCAGUCUCAUGAGCCAGAGUUUGACUACCUGAAAAGUCUAGAAAUUGAAGAAAAGAUCAAUAAAAUAAGGUGGUUACGCCAAACAAACAGAAAUCAUUUCCUUCUUUCUACAAAUGACAAGACAAUCAAGCUCUGGAAGGUGGCUGAACGUAACAAGCGUCCCGAGGGUUACAACCUAAAGGAUGAAAUGGGCCAACAGCGAAAUAAAUCCUCCAUCACAGCACUUCGGGUGCCAGUGUUUCAGCCCAUGGAACUCAUGGUGGAGGCUAGUCCCAAGCGUGUGUUUGCUAAUGCACACACCUAUCACAUCAAUUCCAUCUCAGUCAACAGCGAUUUGGAAACUUACUUAUCAGCUGAUGAUCUUCGCAUCAACCUCUGGAAUCUUGAGAUUACAGACCAGAGUUUUAAUAUUGUUGAUAUUAAACCUGCUAACAUGGAAGAACUCACAGAAGUAAUAACAGCUGCUGAAUUUCACCCCAAGGAGUGCAACAUGUUUGUGUACAGCAGUAGUAAGGGGAGCAUACGGCUGUGUGACAUGAGAGAACAGGCACUCUGUGAUAAACAUGCUAAAAUAUUUGAGGAACCUGAAGAUCCCACCAACAGGAGCUUCUUCUCCGAGAUCAUAUCCAGUAUAUCAGAUGUGAAGUUUAGCCACAGUGGUCGUUACAUGACAACUAGGGAUUACUUAUCUGUCAAAGUCUGGGACUUGAAUAUGGAGAGCAAGCCAGUGGAAACAUACCAAGUUCACGAAUACCUCAGAAAUAAAUUAUGUUCACUCUAUGAAAAUGACUGUAUAUUUGACAAGUUUGAAUGCUCAUGGAGUGGAGAUGACAAGCAUAUAAUGACAGGUUCCUACAACAACUUCUUCAGAAUGUUUGAGCGAGACAAUAAGAGAGACUGUACAUUGGAAGCAUGUAGAGAAAUAACCAAACCAAAAACUGUACUCAAGCCUAGGAAAGUUUCAUCAGGAGGCAAGAGGAAGAAGGAUGAAAUAAGUGUUGACUGUUUAGACUUCAAUAAGAAAAUUCUUCACACUGCCUGGCAUCCUUUGGAAAACAUAGUUGCAAUAGCCGCAACAAAUAAUUUAUAUGUGUUUUCUAGUAAAGAUUAA
Candidula unifasciata is the source of this 1503-nucleotide messenger RNA. Lineage: Eukaryota; Metazoa; Mollusca; Gastropoda; Stylommatophora; Geomitridae. The record is from the annotation of a GenBank genome assembly.